ACGAUUCCCAGCGCCGUCUCCAACCUCGUCAUCCUCUUCUCCCCGAUCAACCCCCGGCCAAUGAAUGGACGCCGCGUCGAUCCUCAAGGUGGCCUCUGGAGAAGCAAAGCUCGCACUCCGUGCUUCUUCUCUCCAAGGGUGUUCUUGAUCUUCAGGUGGUUUUUCCAAGAAGCUGCAUUAAAGCUCGGAAGGCUUGUUCUCUGAGGCCUUUCAUCCCCAUCAGGCCUUUUUCAAGUGAUUUAGACGGUGCUGCUGUUAAGCGGAGAGCUCGGGGGCCGGUAAUGGCGGCCAAGAAAGCGGCGGAAGGAGGGAAGCCAGAAGAUGGGAAGUAUAAGCACACAGUGGACCUGCCCAAGACAACAUUUGGAAUGAGAGCCAAUGCUGUUGUGAGAGAACCAGAGAUUCAGAAACUCUGGGAGGAGAAUCAGGUCUGGAAAAGGGUUGUGAAUAGCAAUACUGGGGGAUCAUUUGUCCUUCAUGAUGGACCACCUUAUGCAAACGGUGAUCUACAUAUGGGCCAUGCUUUAAACAAGAUUUUAAAGGAUAUCAUCAACCGCUAUAAGCUUCUCCAAAACUAUAAAGUCCAUUUUGUGCCUGGUUGGGACUGUCACGGGCUUCCGAUAGAGUUGAAAGUCUUGCAGUCGAUGGAUCAAGAAGCAAGAAAGGAGCUGACGCCUUUGAUGCUAAGAAAAAAAGCUGCCCAAUUUGCCAAGCAGACUGUUAAAAAUCAGAUGGACUCGUUCAAGCGUUAUGGGGUAUGGGCUGACUGGAAUAACCCUUAUUUGACCCUUUCUCCAGAAUAUGAAGCUGCUCAGAUAGAAGUUUUUGGUCAGAUGAUCAUGAAAGGAUUUAUCUACAGAGGUCGGAAACCUGUUUACUGGAGUCCAUCCUCCAGGACAGCUCUUGCAGAGGCUGAGUUGGAGUAUCCGGAAGGACACACAUCGAAAAGCAUAUAUGCUAUUUUCAAGAUUGUCAGUGCCUCUUCAGAGUCUAACAGCUUAUUGGAGGAGUUUUUACCAAAUUUGUAUUUGGCCAUAUGGACUACUACUCCUUGGACUAUCCCAGCAAAUGCUGCUGUUGCAGUGAAUCCCGAGCUUGAAUAUGCGGUGGCUGAAGUUCAGUAUCAAGAAGAAACAUCAAGUGCUCCUGGAAGUGGACACAUAAAACUUGGCAGCAUUUUAGCAACCAGAGGAAAGCAGCUGUUGGUGAUUAUUGCAAUGGAUCUUGUGGCAAGUCUCGAAUCUAAAUGGGGCACAAAACUUUCUGUCAAGAAAAAAAUCUCGGGUUCACUUCUAGAGAAUUGCAGGUAUGCUCAUCCUGUAACUGGCACAGAAUGCCCUGUUGUUCUUGGUGGAUCAUAUAUUACAACUGAGUCAGGAACAGGUUUAGUUCAUACUGCUCCUGGUCAUGGGCAGGAAGACUACUCAACUGGGUUGAAAUAUGGACUCCCUAUGCUUUCUCCGGUGGAUGAUGAUGGAAAGUUUACUGAAGAAGCUGGGCGGUUUAGUGGUUUGGAUGUUCUUGGGGCCGGUAACGCUGCUGUUGUGAGUUACCUGGAUGAAGAAAUGUUGCUUCUCAUGGAAGAGUCAUACAAGCACAAGUACCCAUAUGAUUGGAGAACAAAGAAACCUACAAUCUUUAGGGCUACUGAACAGUGGUUUGCUUCUGUGGAUGGUUUCCGCCAAGCUGCUAUGGAUGCUAUCACCAAAGUGACUUGGAUACCCACACAGUCCAUAAACAGAAUAAUUUCAAUGACUUCAAGCCGUUCUGAUUGGUGUAUUUCACGGCAACGAACUUGGGGUGUCCCAAUACCUGUCUUCUACCAUGUCCACUCAAAGGAACCCCUUAUUAAUGCUGAUACUAUUUCACAUAUAAAAGCUAUAAUAUCUCAAAAGGGUAGUGAUGCAUGGUGGUACAUGUCAACUGAGGAACUUCUACCUGAGAAGUAUCGCAGUGAUGCCGCUGACUAUCAAAAGGGAACAGACACAAUGGAUGUUUGGUUUGACUCUGGCUCAUCAUGGGCUGCAGUUUUGGAAAAUAGACUUGGUCUUGAUAAUCCUGCCGAUGUGUACCUUGAAGGUACUGAUCAACAUCGUGGAUGGUUCCAGAGCUCUCUGCUUACAAGUGUUGCUACGAAAGGAAAAGCACCUUAUUCAUGUGUAAUAACACAUGGAUUUGUGCUUGAUGAAAAGGGUAUGAAAAUGAGCAAAUCCCUUGGGAAUGUUGUGGACCCAAAGACAGUGAUUGUUGGAGGGAAAAAUUCCAAGGAUUCUCCUGGUUAUGGAGCUGAUGUUCUUCGACUGUGGGUAGCCAGUGUAGAUUAUACUACUGAUGCGUUGAUGGGGCCUCAAAUCCUUCGUCAGAUUUCCGAGAUGUAUAGGAAACUGCGAGGAACGUUGAGAUUUCUUUUAUCGAAUUUGCAUGACUGGAAACCAGAAAAUGCAAUUUGCUAUGAUGAGCUACCAAAGCUCGACAAGCAUGCAUUAUAUCAGCUGGAAAAUAUUGUGAACACCAGUAAGGAUUGUUAUGAGAAGUAUCAGUUCAACAAGAUCUUUCAGGUCAUACAAAGAUUUGCGAUUGUUGACCUAUCGAAUUUCUACUUUGAUAUUGCUAAAGAUCGACUUUAUGUAGGGGGCUCAACUAGUUUUACCAGGAGAAGUUGCCAAACAGUUCUCGCUGCACAUUUACUGGCCAUAGUCAAGGUCAUUGCUCCUAUUCUGCCGCAUUUGGCUGAGGAUGUAUGGCAGAAUCUUCCCUUUGAUCAUGUAACAGAUGGUGGAUCGGUUACUAAAUUUGUUUUUGAACUGAAGUGGCCUGUUGUGAAUGAGAAAUGGCUUGCAUUUCCAACUGAGCAAGUUGAUUUCUGGAGAAUCAUUCUUGAGUUGAGAUCAGAGGUUAAUAAAGUCCUUGAGAAUGCUCGAAACGGGAAAUUUAUCGGUUCCAGCUUAGAAGCAAAGGUUCAAUUACACGCUGCGGAUACCACUACAGCAUCCAGACUGCAAGAGAUGGUUAUGACAACAAAUGGAGCAGAUUCACUACAUAUCAUAUUUAUAACUUCUCAGGUUGAAAUUUUGUCAUCCCUGAGUGAUGAGACGAUCGCAAGUACACCAUACCAUGGACAUUAUAAUGAUCAAGACGCCGGCAAGAUAUGGAUUGGCGUCUCUCGAGCAGACGGUAUGAAGUGUGAGAGGUGCUGGAACUAUUCAGCCCGAGUUGGCACAUUUGCUGAGCACCCUACACUCUGUGCCCGUUGUUAUGGUGUCGUUGACAUGCAGCCCCUUCCUGCUGCAGCAGGGGCCAUGUAGCAGUUUGUUUCUCAUUUUAGGAGGCAUGCAUUAUGUGUCUGGGAUAGUCUGUCUGCCUAUUGCAUUGUGAUCAGAACUUGAUUAAGUUCAGCAUCGGUUCAACCGAUUUGAACCGGUUCUAUAAUUGGUUAUACUUGAGUUGCAAUUGAACUGUUAAAAGCCGGUGGUUUUGUAGUUAAUUAGGUGAACUAUUGGGCUUAUAUGAAGCGGGUGGGCUGUGUCAAAAAAGGGUAAAGUGACUAUGAUAUCAUUAGUGAGUUUAUUUUAAAAGCAAAAAUUUGAAGGUAUGGAUAAUUGAAGACCAUUACAAUUGUAUAACAAAUCAUCAUUUUAAAUAAAUACUCUUUUGGGUCCUUUUCUUUUUA
Molecule: messenger RNA, 3670 nt
Organism: Dioscorea cayenensis subsp. rotundata (Guinea yam)
Lineage: Eukaryota; Viridiplantae; Streptophyta; Magnoliopsida; Dioscoreales; Dioscoreaceae
Product: isoleucine--tRNA ligase, chloroplastic/mitochondrial
Exons: 22
Coding region: 282-3305 (1007 amino acids)
Biological process (GO): isoleucyl-tRNA aminoacylation
Cellular component (GO): cytosol
Molecular function (GO): isoleucine-tRNA ligase activity; ATP binding; tRNA binding
Source: RefSeq, a predicted model, not a curated record